This is a messenger RNA of Monopterus albus (swamp eel), 3433 nucleotides long. RefSeq names its product testis and ovary specific TOPAZ 1 (gene topaz1). Lineage: Eukaryota; Metazoa; Chordata; Actinopteri; Synbranchiformes; Synbranchidae. The transcript is spliced from 20 exons. Gene Ontology annotation, biological process: spermatocyte division. Bases 1 to 2526 code for a protein of 841 amino acids. The record is from RefSeq and is a predicted model, not a curated record.
AUGUCGCAAAUUGGUAAUGACAGUCGUCAAAACUGUGAGGAGUAUCUUCUUGACCACCAACAAUGUGGAGGACACUGUAAUGAAGAAGUGAAGGGCAUCUCAUCAAAAUGUAAAACUCUGUCUUCUCCCACCAGUGUUGGAGAUGUGAAUGAUGAUAAUGAAGAAGAAAGCCAUGAUUGUGGAGAUGAUGGGGAACAGGCUAGAGAAGAGGAAUCGAGUCCAUCUGAAACAGCAGGCAGUGAAAGGGAUGAAGCCAAAGCAGAGGCAGCUUGUGAUUCUGAGCCUGACAUUUUGGAUGAAUUCACAGCUUAUGAACAUGAUGUUCUGCUUAUUGAUGUGACCCAAGAUGACCCCGAGCUGUUUGAAAACUUGCCUAAGAAAAGUCUGCUGAAACUGGGUCCUAUGCGGGUCAGCGAGGCCCCUAAAACCAGACCUGCUGGAGUGAAGCAGAUGCUGUUGCCAAGGAUAGAUGGUGCAUCACUGAAGUUUGAACGAAGAUUAACACCAACUUACAGUCCUGAUAUCACAGAGGAGAGCAACAGCAGACCAUGGAGACCUCAAAGUAGAAGCAUCACUUUCAAAACACAAGACAACACAUGGCCUGCUGCAGACAAGCAAACCAGAAACAUGGCCCAGCCUGAUCCCAACAACAGUCAAGUCAGCAGAAGCCUGGAAAGGAGCCAGCCCGUCCUGACCGUGAACUCUGUGCAUAAUACCCCCCCACUUAUGACCAUAGGAAAUGCAAACAUGGCAGAGUUUAGACGCCAGAAGUUUAAUUACUGCAAGAACUACUUCAGUGAAUCACUGUCCUGUGGGUUCAAGAUGUGUCGGUUUCAACAUGUACCUCUGGAAGGCGACGAGAAGUUUUGUAUUGAAACUGUGAUACGCUUCUCCAAAAAUCUAAUGUGUCUACAGAAAGCAGGGGCUGUGUUUACAGGCUACUACCAGAACAACCCACCAGGAGUAUACUUCUCCAUGCCAGUAUUGCUGUCACUCCUCUGGGCUCUGCUCAAAGCCAGCAUGCUGCCUGAUGUCUUCUCAGUCCUCAGUGUCAGCUUGACCCACAAGUUAGUGCCCAACCAUGAGUUCCUGCUGGCCCUCUUUAACUUUGUCAGAGAGAAGGGUCUGAUGGGCUUUGUACCCGAGCUUCUGCGGCUCACGUUCAAGAUUGCCAGUGCAGGUCUAGAGCUGAAUCUGGACUGCCUUGACUGUGUAAAAAAUACUCCUGAGUUCCAGCAGAUAGUGCGUCCAGCUGCAAGUGUUUCAGUGUCUGUCAACCACAAGUUAUCCACCAGUGCACCCUGUCCAGAGUUCCUUUAUUUGGUCCACUCCAUUGUGGAACUAGAGCUUUGUGCCAAGCAAGAGGACUGGAGGCGGAUGGGGGAGGUUUUCAGGUCCAUCUGCCAGUUCAAGCAGCAUCCCAACCAAGUGGAGCGAAUCAGCGGCCGCAUUGCCAUAGCACUCCUGUGUGAGAGCAGAGACAAGCUGUCACUGCCCUUCGCUACCUUUGCUGAGACAGUGUGUCAGAAUGAAGCAGAGGACAGUAUGAUAAGGAGCUUUUUAGGAAGAAUUGGAGUCUCACUCAUGUUAAGAUACCACAAAACCCAUCAGUGGGCCAAGGGUCGGAGGGUGGUGGAGGUCUUAAGUUCAAAAGUCACAUACUCAACACUGAAGGGAUUGUUUGGGAAUGAGGAUAGGGCUUCACGCUGCUACCUGGUCACUGUGGCUACCGAGCUCUUCCUCCUGAGUGGCAGCGUGGAAGGAGCUCUAAACACACUCCGAGAAAACAAAUGGUUCCUGUGUUCAUCCUCAUGGCCAUGUGAGCCUGCUGAUCUGGAGAGUAGGAGCUGUGUCUUGAUGCAUCUGUCUGAGAAAACGUCUCACAGAGACACGCUGGAGGUUCUCUGUAAUCUGCCUGGGAUUAAAGAGCCAAACAACUUGAUAGAUGUCUCCAGGUACAGUCCUCUGUUUAACUCUCAUCUCCAAGUGUGUGUGGACAAACAAAUCCUCCUUGUAGCAUCCAAAACAGUGGAAAUCAUGCUCUCUAAACACCUGUCAGUGGACCAUGCACUGCUGCAGACACUUCUACAGAAAAUGGGCAAGCAAAACCACUGGCUCCAUGCGCGAGAAGUCUUCAGAUACUCUCUGAAUAUGGGGUACUACCCGGGCAUAUCAGCUCCCUCUGGUUCCAUGGCGCUGGUUGUCCCCUGUCGACUAGAGGAGGUGGAGUUGGCUCUCACCUUUGAGAUGUUCAUCACUGUCAACGCGAUGGCCAUUCUACAACUUUCAGAGACCACCACUUCCUGCCUCAGCAUCACACUGAAACGGACUCAAAGCAGUGAGAGCGAAUACCUCUCUGCUGGUAGCCGCCUCCUCGCUGCAGCUUCCAUCCCCCAGCCCAAAUUAACUGUGCACUACACAGCAGCUAACUCCUUACAGGACCAAACUUUCACACUUGACAUUCCCUCGGCUCGGCGAUGGCUCCGCUACAAUCACUCAUGGGCCAGUGAGACGUGGAAACUGUGAACCAAAUGGUUACACUACCGCAGUUCCUGUGGUGUUUUUCUCUUAAAACAGGUUAUGUUAUACAGUCAUCGGCUGAAUCUUGGGAAAACAGCCAAUGAAAUUAGGAAAACGAAAGCUAGUGUAUUUCUGUUUCCGGCACUAAUGGUAGUAUUUUAUUAAGAAGCAGAAAAUGUUUCAGUCACCACUGAAGCCUGUUACCAGAACCAGUUUGUUUUUACCAUCCUAAGAAAACACUUUUGUUGACUUUUGUUUUAAAAUGUUUUUUUUGUUCCCUCUUGAUUUCUCAGCUCUUGUAAUUGUCACUGUUUGUGUCAUUUCCUGUUGGAAAUAAUGGCUCUGUUAUGGAACAGAGUCCAGCAUAAAUUUGUAGCGUUCUUACAAAUACUGUGCUUUGUUUACUUAAUUGUAAACAUCAGAGUGUAAAUAUGUAUAUAUUUAUAAUGGUGUUUAGUCUUUGACAAUAAUGUUACUGUAUUAUAUUUCUGACUGGUGCCAGUUCAGGAGGUGUGAUUUACAUUUUCUUUUGAUGUUUUUUUUUAUUUAAAAAGUAUAGCUUUCUAGUGAAUCUUGUCAACAGGAAAAUGAGAGCUGGAAAAUAUUUUCUGGGAUUUUUAAUUUUAUUGAGCCUUUGUUGUACCAGUAAACUCCUCACUGAGAAUAAAAAUCUCUUUUUCAAAAGUAUCCCAGCCUGGCUAAGACAGGCAGCAACAAAGUUUCAGAACAGUACCAUAAAUACGAGAAUAUAAUGGGUUGUUAAAAUACACUGUUGGCACUUUAUUAGGAACACUUAGCUAAAACUAAGUCAACUGUAUGAUCAUUUUUAGAGGCUGUAAUUUGUAUUUCUGUUAACGUGUAUUCCACUGUACAGAGAGCUGCUUCUGUUCUUUAGCCUCGAUUAAACAAUGGA